AAAUGAUUCGGCUUCUAAACCCAUAGCGUCGACAAUGUUUCAAGUGGACGGCUGCAAAAGAUCUUCGCCUUCGCCGUCCCGAUGCUCGGUGCGCAGCGAUAGCCGCGUGCUGCGGCAGCCUCGCGUCAUCCAGGUCAACCGCGACGCCGCCACCAUGAUGGACGACGACGCCGGCUGCGCGCGCGACCCCCCUCCCGACGCCGCCCGCGACUACGACCGCCACCCCGAGCCCCCCGCGCCCCACUUCCGCUCGCGCACCUUCAGCGACGGCUUCAUCCGCAACACCAGCCUCGAGCUGCUGCUGGGCGUCGACUGCGAGGCCUGCCUCGCCCUCGCCGCGCAGAGGCAGCACUUCGACGAGCAGCUGGCCGAACGCGACCUCGACCUCGUGUGCAACUGCAACGUCCGCCAGAACAACUACCUGAACUACUGCCGGGAGCCCCUCCAGCCCCGCGGCCACACCCUCAGCAUAUACGACAUCGAGAGGAUAAAGCGGGACACCGGCCGGAUCAACCUGGCGGCCGUGUCCCACCGGAGCCUCGACCGAAAGCACGCCAAAAGUAAAACCAUAGGUGUAUCUAGUUACAUAUCCAAACAGCUGAUAUCGUACGAGCCGACGAGCACGUUGGUCCAAAAAAUCAAGAGAAAAUUAUCGAACCUGAAGAGAAUAGGCGGCGAGGCCAUGACCAAGCGAUCGCAGAAUGCGGUCCAGCUGGCCGAGAUCACCUCGGGAUCUUCGAGCUCACUCAAAAGACUGUCUAUGAUGUCGUUAGUCGAUAAGUCGCAGAGGAAAGUCAACAGCCAGAGCUGUAUAUUUCCCACGUCGAACGCCCAUUCGAAGGAGGAUUUGAAACACAGCGCGACGACGUACGAAAAUUUUUCCUCGAACGUCGAUCAGUGUUUCGACCGCCUUCGCAGCUGCUCCGGUGACACGAACGUGUCUCACAAAAGUAUGAAAAUAAGGAACUUCGACGUCAGCAGUGAUAAUGUCAGCAGAAAUUUUCCAGCAACGAAAUGUUCAACGUUAGAUAAUCGCAGUCGAAGUAGGAGCAUAAGGCGGCAGUUGUCGUAUAAUGAUUUCCCCAGCGACCGGUACAGAGAUCGUGUCGCGGAACCUUGGCCGAAAGAUGAGAGCGCUUUUCUCUCUAGGAAUUCUAAAAGCGAUUUAGUAGAGGACGACCAAACAUUUAUGGACUCCGAGAGAAUUGUAAACAGCAAUUUACGGACUGCACACCUUCAUUGCACUUGCGACUCUAGCUGUGAUAAGAGAAUUACUUCUAUAUUUUAUGACCCUCAUGGUAACAAACGGUCAGCGCCAGCGCCGGACGUGACGGACCGGGCGCAGGUGCGCGUGGCGUCGUGCAACACGUGCAACACAUGCAAGGCGCAGUGGAACCCCCCCGGCCCCUCCACCACCAGCCACAGCUCCACCGCCACCGCUAACUCCUCGCGUUUUUCGGCGUGGCACCGGCGCUGGUGCUGCGUAGCCAUUUUGGUGCUGGUAGCGGGGACGGCUUGCGUGGCCGGGCCUCUCGCGCUGCGGGCGCCGCCCGGUGCGCCCCUGCACGAGCGCCUACGCCUGGCGGAGCGUCUGUUGCACGAUACGCCCCUGAUAGAUGGACACAACGACCUGCCAUGGAACAUCAGGAAGUUUCUACACAAUAAGAUCAAGGAAUUUAGGUUCGACGAGGACCUGCGGACCAUCUCCCCCUGGGCCACCAGCUCCUGGAGCCACACAGACCUGCCGAGGCUCAAGCAGGGGAGGAUAGCUGCACAGUUCUGGGCGGCGUACGUGCCGUGCGACUCGCAGCACCGCGACGCCGUGCAGCUCACCUUCGAGCAGAUCGACCUCAUCCAGCGCCUUACCGACAAGUACCACCCCGAGCUCACAUUCUGCACAUCCGCUGAUGAUAUAUUGACCGCGCACGCGAACCAUCGGCUGUGCUCCCUCAUAGGGGUGGAGGGGGGUCACGCUAUAGGGGGCUCCCUGGGGGUGCUGAGGACGCUGUACCAGGUGGGGGUCCGGUACCUGACGCUGACGUCGACGUGUGACACGCCGUGGGCCGAGUGCGCCUCCACGGAUAGAUCGUACGAGCCCGGGACUCGAGGGGGUCUCACUCCGUUCGGCAAGGUAGUGAUAAAGGAGAUGAACCGUCUCGGCAUGCUGGUGGACCUGUCGCACGUGUCGGAGCGAACGAUGCGUGACGCCCUGACGGUGUCACGCGCGCCCGUGCUGUUCUCGCACUCGAGCGCGCGCGCGCUGUGCAAUGUCACUCGCAACGUGCCCGACACGGUGCUGCGACUGCUCGCAGCCAACAAGGGCCUCAUCAUGGUCAACUUCUACACCAGCUUCCUCACUUGCGGCGACUCCGCGACCGUGCAAGACGCUAUAGAGCACAUCAACCACAUCCGCGACAUCGCCGGCGUGGACAGCGUGGGGCUUGGCGCCGGGUACGACGGCAUUAACUACACCCCACAGGGCUUGGAAGACGUGGCCUCGUACCCUCUCCUCUUCGCCGAGCUGAUGGAGGACGGAUGGAGCAUCGAGGACCUGAAGAAGCUCGCGGGCCUCAACCUGCUGCGAGUUCUGAGUGCGGCGGAGCGGGUGUCGAAGGAGCUGGCGUCGGCUCACGUCAUCCCGUACGAGGACGUCGCCCCCCGCACCCUGGAGUCACUCAACUGCUCCAGCCAAGACCUGUGAAUUAUUAGUGGACGAUGAGGCAAGAUGACCUAAGGCUCAGAUAGCUUAUGCUCAAGUUUCGUUGUGAUAGACCCCGUUGAUAAAACAACGAGGGUUAUCGUUAUGCUAAACAACAUAUUGACCCACCGACCAAUAUCUGAGCAAAACGAACGACUGGAAACGCACAAAACCUUAUAUUGACGUAAAUAAUUCUACAAAGUCACAGUUUUGAACUUAGUGAUGAUGAUUUCCGAUGUAGCGCUUAGUUCUAGCAGCUUUUUGAAGCUGCUCGCGAGGCACUGUCGGGUGGCCGAAUUAUCUAUCUGUAAAUAUCUGAGGCGCUGUCUUUGUAUUCGAUGCUUGUUAUUUCGCCAGGCGGCGCUUGUGUGCCCAGUCCGAAUCAGAUAGCACAAACUUAAAACCCUGAUUAGGCACUUUAAUUAUAUUAUUUACUUUUUCCAUCUAUAUUUUGAUUAAUAUUUAUCUGCUGUUACUUGUUAUCAAUGGGUAA
Aricia agestis (brown argus) is the source of this 3191-nucleotide messenger RNA. RefSeq lists its product as uncharacterized. The record is from RefSeq and is a predicted model, not a curated record. Gene Ontology annotation, biological process: proteolysis. Gene Ontology annotation, molecular function: metallodipeptidase activity. Lineage: Eukaryota; Metazoa; Arthropoda; Insecta; Lepidoptera; Lycaenidae. Bases 35 to 2701 code for a protein of 888 amino acids. The transcript has 9 exons.